Molecule: messenger RNA, 1639 nt
Organism: Phragmites australis (common reed)
Lineage: Eukaryota; Viridiplantae; Streptophyta; Magnoliopsida; Poales; Poaceae
Product: transcription factor bHLH94-like
Exons: 3
Coding region: 207-1175 (322 amino acids)
Biological process (GO): regulation of transcription by RNA polymerase II
Molecular function (GO): RNA polymerase II cis-regulatory region sequence-specific DNA binding; protein dimerization activity; DNA-binding transcription factor activity, RNA polymerase II-specific
Source: RefSeq, a predicted model, not a curated record
CCUCUCCCCUCCCGUCCCCUCCCCGCAUCACAUUCACACGCCGGUCAGGUCUCGUUCGCGUGUCGUGUGACUCGUGUCCGUGUGGCGCCACCUACCCGUUUUGCGUCUAGCUUGCAGUGUCCAUCAGCCUGGUCACUCAUCCAUCACACCCACAAGCGCACGAGCAAAGCAAGCCGUGCGUGCGUGCGUGCGUGCGUCCAUUUACCAUGGCAUUGGAGGCCGUGGUGUUCUCGCAAGCAGGCCAUUUCGGCUACGGCCGCGUGGACUCUCCGUACGCGCUGCCGUGGUGCGACUUGGGCGGCGGCGGCGGCGGCGGCUUCGGGGAGCUCUGCGCGGCGGAUUGGGAUCACGAGCUGGUCGCGUCGGUUGCGCCCAGCGUGGACGAGUGGGAGACGGUCUCCACCAAGGAUCUGUCCUCAGAAGCUUCCAUGGAGGGCAAAGCGGUGGCCGAACCGGCAGUGGCCGCAGGGAGGAGGAAGCGGAGGCGCAACAAGGUAGUCAAGAACAAGGAGGAGAUCGAGAGCCAGCGGAUGACCCACAUUGCCGUCGAGCGCAAUCGCCGCCGCCAGAUGAACGAGUACCUCGCCGUGCUCCGCUCACUCAUGCCGCCGUCCUACGCGCACAGGGGUGAUCAAGCAUCGAUCGUUGGUGGCGCAAUCAACUACGUGAGGGAGCUCGAGCAACUCCUGCAAUCGCUCGAAGUCCAAAAGAGCAUCAAGAACAUGAACCAGGCCGGCUGCACGGACAACGGCAGCUCCCCAUUCGUUGGCGUCUUCAGCUUCCCGCAGUACUCCACCUCGUCUCACGGUUGCUGCGGCGCCACGAGCAUCGGCUGCUGUAGCAAUGCCAACAGCGACGCGGCCGGCUCGGCGGAGAAUGGCCGGCCGGCGGCGGCGGUCGCCGACAUCGAGGUGACGAUGGUGGAAGGCCACGCGAGCCUCAAGGUGCUCGCGCGGCGGCGGCCGAAGCAGCUCCUGAAGCUGGUCGCCGGGCUACAGCAGCUGCGCAUCCCGCCGCUGCACCUCAACAUGACCACCGUCCACGCCAUGGUCUUGUACACCUUCAGCCUAAAGGUGGAGGAUGAUUCCAAGAUGGGCUCGGUUGAAGAUAUUGCAACGGCUGUCCAUGAGAUUCUGAGCAGCAUAGCGCGGCAGGAGGAGACCGCCGUCAUGUGAACCUCUCUGCAGUCCGCACAGCACCUGCAUCUGCUAUUCUGCUUACCCCCUCCCCCAGCCAAUGGAAUCCAUAGCAUGGAUAUAUGACUGCGAUUGUGAUUGCACCCUGGCCACCAGAGUCAUGCAUGCAACAUUGUCCAGGACUAGAGAGGUGUAUCAAAAAAUUGCGGUGUUGUCACCUCAUUUUGGAGCGAGUACCUGUAGAUUCACAUAUAGAGUUGGACGUCGGUGAAUAAUGUUCUGCAGACAAAAUGCGCAGUCAGGUGCGCUAGCGUACAGAGACGGCAUGAGCAGUUUGUGCUAGAGACCGGAGAUUCCAUUGACCGCGAAACAGUUACUGCUUGCAAUUGUAAAUUGGUGCCUGUCUCAUUGUCUCUCUACGACGGUCUGCAUUCCAGAAAUGUAAAAGCUCGUUUUCAUAUAUACUCCACUAGUACUAGUACUUCAUCUAUCAAAUUUCUACU